CGGCUCUCCCAGGCGCGGAGGGGCUCGGCGAGCCCGCGGAAGCGCUGGGGCCGGCGGCUGCUUUCCGCUGCUCCCUUGAGGCGCCGGGCUCCGGAGACCCGAGGACGGGCUCUGGUGGCUUGAAGGGGUGUCGGGGGGCGCUGCCCGUCGGGGAGGCGGAGGCUCCGGGCGGGGGGAGCUUCAGGGCCGGGGGCCGUGUUGUUCGUUCCCCCUCGGCUCCCGGUCUUGGCCGCCUCCCCCGGUGCGGGGCUGCCUCUGCCGUCCCCCAGCUGGCCCCGCCUCGGGCCUCGGCGCUGGAACCAAACGCACCGGGGAGCGAGAGGGGCCUUUAAGGAGAAGCACGGUUACAGAAGUGGUAGUGAGGUCAUCUAAAAUUCCAAGUGCCUCUUUCCCAGGAUCCUCCUCCUUCUGUCCCUGAAACAGUGAGUGCAUAGUGACAAAAAUGUCUCUCCUGUAGGAAUCUAUGCUUAAACUGGUUUCUGUUGUAAGUUUACCAAAAGAUUAAGAAGAUGCCUCCAAGACCAUCAUCUGGUGAACUAUGGGGCAUCCAUUUGAUGCCACCAAGGAUCCUUGUAGAGUGUCUUCUACCUAAUGGAAUGAUAGUGACUCUAGAAUGCCUCCGUGAGGCCACACUACUGACUAUCAAGCAUGAACUCUUUAAAGAAGCAAGAAAAUACCCUCUUUAUCAGCUCCUUCAAGAUGAAUCUUCUUACAUUUUCGUAAGUGUUACACAAGAAGCAGAAAGAGAAGAAUUUUUUGAUGAAACACGACGACUUUGUGACCUGCGGCUCUUUCAGCCUUUUUUAAAAGUAAUUGAACCAGUAGGCAACAGAGAAGAAAAGAUUCUUAAUCGGGAAAUUGGUUUUGCCAUUGGCAUGCCUGUCUGUGAAUUUGAUAUGGUUAAGGAUCCAGAAGUACAGGACUUCAGAAGAAAUAUUCUUAAUGUUUGUAAAGAAGCAGUGGAUCUUCGAGAUGUGAAUGCACCCCAUAGUAGAGCAUUGUAUGUCUGUCCGCCAAAUGUUGAAUCUUCACCUGAACUGCCCAAGCACAUAUACAGUAAACUAGAUAAAGGGCAAAUAAUAGUGGUGAUAUGGGUAAUAGUGUCCCCGAACAAUGACAAGCAGAAAUAUACCUUAAAAAUCAACCAUGACUGUGUUCCUGAGCAAGUUAUUGCUGAAGCAAUCAGGAAAAAAACACGAAGUAUGUUGCUGUCAUCUGAACAACUAAAACUCUGCGUUUUAGAAUACCAGGGCAAGUAUAUUUUAAAAGUGUGCGGCUGUGAUGAAUACUUGCUAGAAAAAUAUCCUCUGAGCCAGUAUAAGUACAUAAGAAGUUGUAUAAUGCUUGGUCGAAUGCCCAACCUGAUGCUGAUGGCUAAGGAAAGCCUUUAUACUCAGCUGCCACUGGAUACCUUUACAAUGCCAUCUUAUUCCAGGCGGAUCUCUACAGCUACACCAUACAUGAAUGGCGAAGCUUCAGCCAAAUCUCUCUGGGUCAUAAACAGUGCUCUCAGGAUAAGAAUUCUUUGUGCCACCUAUGUAAAUGUAAACAUUCGAGACAUUGACAAGAUCUAUGUCCGAACUGGUAUCUACCAUGGAGGAGAACCAUUAUGUGACAAUGUGAAUACUCAAAGGGUACCUUGUUCCAAUCCCAGAUGGAAUGAAUGGCUGUCAUAUGACAUGUACAUUCCUGAUCUCCCACGUGCUGCUCGGCUUUGCCUUUCCAUCUGCUCUGUUAAGGGAAGAAAGGGGGCUAAGGAGGAACACUGCCCAUUGGCUUGGGGAAAUAUAAACAUGUUUGAUUAUACAGACACUCUUGUGUCUGGGAAAAUGGCUUUGAAUCUGUGGCCUGUGCCUCAUGGGCUGGAAGAUCUGCUAAAUCCUAUUGGCGUUACUGGGUCAAAUCCAAAUAAGGAAACUCCAUGUUUAGAGCUGGAAUUUGAUUGGUUUAGCAGCCCUGUAAAGUUUCCAGACAUGACAGUGAUUGAAGAACAUGCCAAUUGGACUAUAUCUCGAGAACUAGGGUUUAACUACAGCCAUGCGGGGCUGAGUAACAGGCUAGCUAGAGAUAAUGAAUUAAGAGAAAGUGACAAAGAGCAACUCCGUGCAAUUUGUACACGAGACCCUCUGUCUGAAAUUACUGAGCAAGAGAAGGACUUCCUUUGGAGCCACAGACACUAUUGUGUAAAUACCCCAGAAAUUCUACCAAAACUACUUUUGUCUGUUAAAUGGAACUCUAGAGAUGAAGUAGCCCAGAUGUACUGCUUGGUAAAAGACUGGCCUCCAAUCAAGCCAGAACAGGCAAUGGAGCUUUUGGACUGUAAUUACCCUGACCCAAUGGUGCGAGCGUUCGCAGUUCGCUGUCUGGAGAAGUAUCUGACAGAUGAUAAACUGUCUCAGUACUUAAUCCAGCUAGUACAGGUUCUGAAAUAUGAGCAAUAUUUGGAUAAUCUGCUGGUGAGAUUUUUACUCAAGAAGGCACUGACCAAUCAAAGGAUAGGACACUUUUUCUUUUGGCACUUAAAGUCUGAAAUGCACAAUAAAAAUGUAAGCCAGAGAUUUGGUUUACUUUUGGAGUCCUACUGUCGAGCAUGUGGGAUGUACCUAAAACAUUUGAGCAGGCAGGUGGAGGCUAUGGAGAAACUGAUAAACCUCACAGAUAUUCUCAAGCAGGAGAAGAAGGAUGAGACACAAAAGGUACAGAUGAAGUUUCUUGUUGAACAAAUGAGGCGGCCAGAUUUCAUGGAUGCUUUACAAGGCUUUAUUUCUCCUCUUAACCCUGCUCAUCAGCUGGGAAAUCUCAGGCUUGAGGAGUGCAGGAUUAUGUCCUCUGCAAAAAGGCCACUGUGGUUGAACUGGGAAAACCCAGAUAUUAUGUCUGAACUGCUGUUUCAAAACAAUGAGAUCAUCUUUAAAAAUGGAGAUGAUUUACGUCAGGAUAUGCUGACACUUCAGAUCAUUCGAAUUAUGGAAAACAUCUGGCAAAAUCAGGGUCUUGAUCUUCGGAUGUUGCCUUAUGGCUGUUUGUCUAUUGGUGAUUGUGUGGGACUUAUUGAGGUGGUUAGAAGCUCUCACACAAUUAUGCAGAUUCAGUGUAAAGGUGGCCUAAAGGGCGCAUUGCAGUUCAACAGCCACACAUUACAUCAGUGGCUCAAGGACAAAAACAAAGGAGAAAUGUAUGAUGCAGCUAUUGAUUUAUUUACACGCUCUUGCGCUGGCUAUUGUGUUGCUACUUUCAUACUGGGAAUUGGUGAUCGUCACAAUAGUAACAUCAUGGUGAAAGAUGACGGACAACUGUUUCACAUUGAUUUUGGACACUUCCUGGAUCACAAGAAGAAAAAAUUUGGUUACAAACGAGAGCGUGUGCCAUUUGUCUUAACGCAAGAUUUCUUAAUAGUGAUUAGUAAAGGAGCCCAGGAAUGUACCAAAACAAGGGAAUUUGAAAGGUUUCAGGAGAUGUGUUAUAAGGCUUACUUAGCAAUUCGGCAGCAUGCCAAUCUCUUCAUAAAUCUCUUCUCCAUGAUGCUUGGCUCAGGAAUGCCAGAAUUGCAAUCUUUUGAUGAUAUUGCAUACAUUCGAAAGACACUUGCACUGGACAAAAGUGAACAAGAAGCUCUAGAAUAUUUCAUGAAACAGAUGAAUGACGCUCAUCAUGGUGGCUGGACAACGAAAAUGGACUGGAUCUUCCACACAAUAAAGCAGCAUGCCUUGAACUGAAAAGAAAGUGAAGAAUU
Messenger RNA from Chelonoidis abingdonii (Abingdon island giant tortoise), 3733 nucleotides. The record is from RefSeq and is a predicted model, not a curated record. Lineage: Eukaryota; Metazoa; Chordata; Testudines; Testudinidae.